This is a messenger RNA of Talaromyces atroroseus, 1020 nucleotides long. Its product is annotated as Versiconal hemiacetal acetate reductase. The coding region runs from base 1 to 1020 and encodes 339 amino acids. The record is from RefSeq and is a predicted model, not a curated record. NCBI's taxonomy places the organism in Eukaryota, Fungi, Ascomycota, Eurotiomycetes, Eurotiales, Trichocomaceae. The transcript is spliced from 5 exons.
AUGUCAUAUGGCAGCAGCAAUUGGCAAAGUUGGGUCCUUGACGAAGCAGAAGCUUUUCCGCUGCUAGAACAUGCUUAUGCCUUGGGCAUCAACACCUGGGACACGGCGGACGUCUAUUCUCAUGGUCGCUCAGAGGAAAUCAUUGGUAAAUUCUUGAGAGAGAAGCAAAUCCCUCGCGACCGCGUGGUCAUCAUGACCAAAUGUUAUUUCGGCGUGGAUGAUCAAGGUGGCCAGCCGCCCAAUCGUGCGACAAUCUACAAUGAUGGAAAAGAAUGGGUUAACCGCGUGGGUUUGUCUCGAAAACAUGUUUUUGAUGCAGUCGAAGGAAGUGUCCGGCGACUUGGGACCUUCAUCGACGUUCUGCAGAUCCAUCGCCUCGACCGCAAUACCUCGCGGGAGGAAGUAAUGAGGGCACUGAACGAUGUCAUAGACAGCGGUAAAGUACGAUAUAUCGGCGCCAGUUCGAUGGCAGCCUGGGAAUUCCAGUCCCUUCAAAAUAUAGCUGCCCGUAAUGGGUGGCAUCAAUUCAUCUCGAUGCAAAACUUGCACAACCUGAUUUGCCGUGAAGAGGAGCGAGAGAUGAUCCCCUAUUGUAAGGAUACGGGAAUCGGGCUCAUUCCUUGGUCGCCUUUGGCCCGCGGCGUGCUUGCUCGACCCUGGGGCUCCCGCUCAACCGUGCGCGAGUCGACAGAUAUGAGUUUGAAAAGUAUCAUCCGCGAUCGGGAGACAGUGGCAGACGAGACUGUUGUUGGCCGGGUGGAAGAGCUGGCAAAGAAGAAGGGAACUACCAUGGCCCAGGUCGCCAUUGCAUGGUGCUUGAGCAAUGGCGAGAAUCCUAUCUUGGGACUCAACAGUGUCGGGAGAAUUGAGGAGGCCGUCAGUGCUAUCAGCGUGCAACUAACUGAGGAGGAGAAGCAAAAGAUAACCGAUGCUACUGAGGCGGUUCUAAUUGUGUUCGGAAAAUUGUGUGAAGAUACCGCUCCGACGGCAUUGUGGCUCAAUUACAUUCGCGAACGUUAA